Molecule: messenger RNA, 1237 nt
Organism: Vitis vinifera (wine grape)
Lineage: Eukaryota; Viridiplantae; Streptophyta; Magnoliopsida; Vitales; Vitaceae
Product: peptidyl-prolyl cis-trans isomerase FKBP17-2, chloroplastic
Exons: 3
Coding region: 373-1149 (258 amino acids)
Cellular component (GO): chloroplast
Molecular function (GO): peptidyl-prolyl cis-trans isomerase activity
Source: RefSeq, a predicted model, not a curated record
CGGUUAUUGACAAUAUCUGGGUAUCAGUCUAUUACAAAUAGGAAACCUGGGGAGUGUAAAUAUAACCCUAUUCCCCAUCCUUUAUUCCUUUGGAAAUAGUUGGUUAAACUGGUAUGGUAGAAUUUGACAUAUAUACUGUAACAGCAAGCUGAGCCUGAGGAAGCUUAUAUAAUACGCUGAGCAUGUUUGGCUUCCAAGUUUCCUUGCAGCCAAACACCCCCUGGAAAGAAAAGGAAACUGAAAACCACCAUCUAAAUUCUAUCACACAUAAGGAUAAGGUAGGGACCAUCCCUCUACUUAUUGCAGUGACAGGAUGAUUUCUUUUCCCUCACCCAUAACCCAACUUAACUAGGAGUCUCUCCAAUCUUGAAAAUGGCUGCUUUCUUUGGAUCUCCACCAUUUGUUUACCACCCACUCACAAGAACUCCCCACUUCUCUUCUUCUCAAACGCCCCCGCCGCCUCCCCCACCUACUCCACCUUCACAGCCGCAAUCUCCAACUCCACCUUUGAGUAUAACAUCCUCGGAGCCACCAGCGGCAGCAUCAGUUAAAGGCCAGCAACAGAAACCUACCAAGCCUGCUACUACCCCUGUCACCACUGCUGAUUCAACAGAUUGGAUAGCUUCCACCUUGACAAGGAGGUUCGGCCUUGGUGCUGGCCUUGCAUGGGCUGCCUUCCUCGCAUUUGGGGUGGUCUCAGAACAGAUCAAAACCCGCCUUGAAGUCUCCCAGCAAGAGGCAAAUACAAGGGAUGUUGAAAAGGAAGAAGAGGUGGUCCUGCCUAAUGGCAUAAGGUACUAUGAGAUGAGAGUCGGCGGCGGAGCGUCUCCAAGGCCAGGAGACUUGGUAGUGAUUGAUCUCAAGGGAAGUGUUCAAGGAAGUGGGGAAGUGUUUGUUGAUACAUUUGAUGGUGAGAAGAAGUCAUUGGCCCUGGUAAUGGGGUCAAGGCCUUAUACAAAGGGAAUGUGUGAAGGGAUAGAAUCUGUAUUGAGGUCUAUGAAGGCUGGGGGUAAAAGAAGAGUGACAAUUCCUCCCAGUUUAGGGUUUGGUGAGAAGGGUGCAGACUUAGGUUCAGGUCUGCAAAUUCCCCCAUCUGCUACUCUUGAAUAUAUAGUUGAGGUUGAUAAAGUUUCUAUAGCUCCAGCCUGAUUUUUACUUGUCUUCAAGAAAAACUAUGAGCCAUUUAGGAACUGUUAUCAAUUACCCAUAUCAGUAAACUUGACUAUUAUUCCUAGUA